Molecule: messenger RNA, 2037 nt
Organism: Arachis duranensis
Lineage: Eukaryota; Viridiplantae; Streptophyta; Magnoliopsida; Fabales; Fabaceae
Product: transcription factor UNE12
Exons: 6
Coding region: 126-1055 (309 amino acids)
Biological process (GO): regulation of transcription by RNA polymerase II
Cellular component (GO): nucleus
Molecular function (GO): RNA polymerase II cis-regulatory region sequence-specific DNA binding; DNA-binding transcription factor activity, RNA polymerase II-specific; protein dimerization activity
Source: RefSeq, a predicted model, not a curated record
AAACAGACCCUUCUCUCUCCUUACUUCAUGUAGCUUCAACUUACCCGAGUCAGAACCCAUAACUCGUUAGCUUCAACUCAGAACUCGACUCGCUCGAGUCCAAAAGAAACCCAUCUCGCUCUCUCAUGGCCAAUCGCCAUCCUUCCGAGGCUCCCGCCGCCGACGACUUCCUCGAGCAAAUCCUCGGCCUCCCGAACUUCGCCUCCGCCGACUCUACCCUCGCCGGAGGAACCGGCGCCUCCUCUCUCGCCGCCGCCGCCGCAGCUGCAGCUGCUGCUUCUCCAGCGGCGCCGAUGAUGCUUCAGCUAAGCUCUGACGACGCCUCCGCCGCGUACCUCGUCGGAGCCACCGCAGGUGGUGGUUUCCACCCGCCUCCGGUGUACGAGCUUGGGCUGAGCCUGGAGCAAGGGAAUGGAGGAGGGUUCUUGAAGCCUGAGGAUGCUUCUGGAAGUGGAAAACGGUUUCGUGACGACGUUGUUGAUGGAAGAGCUAAGAAUGUUUUCCAUGGGCAGCCCAUGCCUACAACUGUUCCCGCUGCUCCACAUCCACCAGGAAUGCGCCCUCGGGUGCGGGCUCGUAGAGGUCAGGCUACAGAUCCACACAGCAUAGCUGAAAGGCUGCGCAGAGAAAGAAUAGCUGAAAGGAUCAGGGCCUUGCAAGAACUGGUUCCCAGUGUUAACAAGACAGAUAGAGCUGCUAUGCUGGAUGAAAUUGUGGAUUACGUCAAGUUCUUAAGGCUUCAAGUGAAGGUCUUGAGCAUGAGUAGGCUGGGCGGUGCCGGUGCAGUGGCUCCAUUAGUAACCGACAUCCCAUUAUCAUCAGUCGAGGAAGAAGGCGGCGAGGGAAGAAACCAACCAGCUUGGGAGAAGUGGUCAAAUGAUGGCACAGAAAGGCAAGUAGCUAAGCUAAUGGAAGAAAAUGUCGGCACUGCCAUGCAGUUCCUUCAAUCAAAAGCACUCUGCAUCAUGCCAAUCUCACUAGCUUCAGCAAUAUACCAGUCACAACCACCAGACACCUCUAGCAUAGUAAAGCCAGAAACUAACCCUCCUUCAUAGACACAUAUAACUAAGUCAUGGGGUUCCCUAGGGAUUCUUGAAUGAUCGCAAGUUUACCACCUCAUGUUUAUACAAACUUACAAUAAAGUCGAUCCUACCACUUCAUUUAAGGGGAAAAGGACAAACAAGUUCCUAAUCUUUUAUCAUGAAGACAAAUAAAUCCUUCACUAAAUUAAACUUCUGUAAAUGGGAGACACGUAAGUCCCUCUAGGGAUGGUUUGAAUUUGUAUAGAGGGACUUAUGUGUCUCCCGUUUACAAAGGCCAAGAACCAAGAACUUAUUCGUAAUUAAAUUUGGUAAGAGAAUUAUUUAUCUUCGGAAUAAAAGGCUAGGGAUUUAUUAUCAUUUUCUCAUAUUUAAGAUAUACUCAUAGUUUAUGGAUCCCCAUCACUGUGUUGUGAGUGUGUGUAAAUAUGAGCCUGUGAACUUAUGCUCAUAUAAGAAUUCUAGGGGGUUUGCCCCCAUCAAGUGGUGCCCCUCGGGCCUACCCUACAUUGCUGGGACCCAAGACCCAAGAGUCAUUUGUCUGUUCCAAAUCCCAUCCUUAAUUUUAGUCAUUGGUUCCAUCAAGUUGCAAUCAAAGUCAGAUGCCAUAGUCUUUUUUUCACCUUUCUUUUACCUUUGUUAAAUACAGGGUUCUAUGUCAAAUGCAUUAAAAAAAUAGAAGCAGGCCCCAUCUUGUCUUGCUAGGUUUUCAAUUAAAGGGAAGAAAAUGUCGAAAGCUUUCUCUUUAUGUUUUUGUAUCCAUGGGUGGGUGUUAGUGGAACAUGAUGGAAGCACUUUUUUAUAGUGGGGGCUUAAUAUUUUUUUGGUUAGUGGGUAGUGGGACCUUGUAAAAGGCUUAGAGUGGUGUGUAUAUUUUAAUUAGUGAUGUAACCUUAGAGAAUUUGAAAAUUGUAGAGAUGAAAUGGAUAAUGAGUUGCUUUAAGAAUGCUGGUUCUUGCAAGUCCAAUAGAAAAUGAUGAUGCUUUUUUGUUUGUGA